UGUUAGAAAGAUUAGGACAAAACAUGGGAAUCAGAGUCAGUAAAGGCUCCCGUAAAAAAGAUAAAGUCAGUAAAGGCAACCUCAAUUUUACUUUAUUACCAUAUAUAUGAUCUAAUCCAUGUUUAUCAGUUGUCACUGCCACUCGAAAUCUUGAUAAACAACAGCUUCUACUGCUAAUUAUAGCUACUACUAAGAUAGAUCUCUAAUGGAAGAACUUUUAAGGUUAGAUGGCGGAAGACCCGGUUAAUGUAAAUGAGUUCCAAAUUCUUGCAAAGCAAAUCCUCCCAAAAAUGUACUAUGAUUUCUACAGUGGGGGAGCAGAAGACCAGCAUACACUAAAAGAGAACGUUGAAGCAUUUCAAAGAAUUACGUUUCGGCCUAGAGUUCUUGUGGAUGUUAGUAGAAUUACAAUGUCCACUACCAUAUUGGGUUACAAUAUCUCUGCUCCAAUUAUGAUAGCACCAACCUCUAUGCAUAAGCUAGCACAUCCUGAAGGAGAGAUUGCUACUGCUAGAGCAGCAGCGGAAUCUAACACCAUAAUGGCUCUAUCUUUUUCUUCUACUUACAGCUUGGAAGAGGUUGCUGCUAGCUGUGAUGCUGUUCGUUUCUUUCAAUUAUAUGUGUAUAAAAACCGCGACAUAGCUGUUACCUUAGUGAAGAGAGCUGAAAGGAGUGGUUAUAAGGCUAUUGUACUAACGGUCGAUACUCCAAGACUAGGUCGAAGAGAAGCGGACAUUAAGAAUAAGUUGAUUGUGCCUCAAAUGAAAAAUUUGGAAGGUCUGUUAUCAACUGAAGUAGUACCUGAAAGAGGUUCAGGUCUAGAAACUUUCGCCAAGGAGACAUUGGAUGAUACUUUGUCUUGGAAGGAUGUAGGAUGGUUAAAAUCCAUUACAAAUUUGCCGAUUUUGGUCAAGGGAAUACUCACUCGUGAAGACGCCAUAAAGGCCAUGGAAGUUGGUGCUGCAGGAAUUAUCGUCUCAAAUCAUGGGGCUCGACAGCUAGAUUAUUCUCCUGCCACUAUUUCUGCUCUAGAAGAGGUUGUUGAAGUCGUUGGAGGCAGAAUUCCAGUUCUUCUUGAUGGAGGAAUUCGACGAGGAACUGAUGUGUUCAAGGCGUUGGCACUUGGUGCUCAAGCAGUCCUUGUUGGAAGGCCUGUUAUCUUUGGAUUGGCAGUGAAAGGGGAAAAAGGAGUUGGACAAGUGAUGAAAAUGCUGAAGGAUGAGCUGGAGCUGACCAUGGCACUAUCUGGCUGUCCAACUCUGAAACAUAUUACAAGGAGCCAUGUCAGGACUCAGAGUGACAAGCUCCGGUCUAUGCUCUAAUAAUGCUCUCACAACUUGCUUCAAUUUGAUUUUGAUGGAAGUAACCAAUAAAGUGGGAAAUAUUAUAUGAAUAAAUUAUAUGUUUGAAUUAUUGUAAUAAAAAUUUCAGUGCUUAGAUUACAAAAUAUGCGAUUAUCGUUACGACGUCUCGUAUUGUAUGCCAACAGGCAGCCUGGCAAAGUAGGCAUAAAGCCAGGACUAAUAAUUGAAUGAGAGUGAUCUCUGUUUUAUAAUUUCAAAAGGUAUUCAUA
Molecule: messenger RNA, 1573 nt
Organism: Mercurialis annua (annual mercury)
Lineage: Eukaryota; Viridiplantae; Streptophyta; Magnoliopsida; Malpighiales; Euphorbiaceae
Product: peroxisomal (S)-2-hydroxyacid oxidase GLO4-like
Exons: 12
Coding region: 228-1322 (364 amino acids)
Molecular function (GO): oxidoreductase activity; FMN binding
Source: RefSeq, a predicted model, not a curated record